CCGCGUCACUUGACGGAGAUUGCUGCUGCUGCUGCUGCCUUUUCUCUCUCUCUCUCUCUUCGACUGACCUCCAAUGCUACUCUUCCUCAUUCUUCUUUCCGCCUCAUCCCUCCCUCUGCGUCACCAUCUUGUCUUUCUUCCAUUCGUCUUCUCCUUCACCACGAAUUUUUUUUCCCCUGUUGCGUUGACUCAUUGGUGGCGUCGCCAUCGUCAAAUCUUCAGCACAGUCUCCAUCAUCACGCUUCAGUCCGUCGUUCUGACUGUCCAUCCGGCGGGCAGGCACGUGAAAAAGGAAGGGACCGAAAAACAAAUACAAGAAAAAUAUAGCAACACAAGCCGUCUCGUGUGAAUGCCUUUCGUGCAACGAGUCCCGAAUCCUCACAACCCUUCCUCCAACACCCGCCGCCCCGACCAGGCGCACAACCACCUCAACCACACCUCAUCGUCACCCUCAUCAUGACAACCGCAACGACAACCACCACGGCCAUGACCACCGCGCUCCCCGCUCCAGACUACCACAGCCUCCUCACGCCUCUCCUCCCGGCCUUGCCCGCCGCCGCUGCCUCCACUCAGCCCGCCACAAAGGUCCUCCCGCUGCUAUCGCCCAUCCUCCGCCAGCGCGUCCGGCUCCUCGCCUCCUCGCCUUCGUCUUCCUCCUCGCCCUCUUCUUCCGCGGAACCUUGGCUGCGGCUGCUCUGCUACGAUGCCUCCAAGGCCGCUCGCCUCGCCGAGCUCGUCCGCAGCCCGAGCCUCGAGCCGCACCCCGUGUCCGGCGAGGUCGAGGUCGACUGGGACUACGACGCUGAGACGCGCUUCCGCCGCCUCGACCAGGAGACGCUCCAGGCCCUCGUCGCCCUGACGGAGCUCGGAAUCGCCUUCCGCCUGGUGUACUGCGUCAACGACCAGGAAGGGGGCGGCGACGGGUGGAGGGUCGGCGAGGUCACCGUGGCGGCGGACAACCAGCCCUCGCCGUUUUCCGACUUUGAAGGCGCCUCCACCAUUGCCGAGGCGGAGAGGCAGUUCAGGGAGGGCAAGACGGCCACGAUCCAUCUCAACGGUGGCACCAGCAGUCGCGCUCAACUGGCCGUCAACCAAGAAGAUGAUGACGAUGACGACGAUGACUACUGGGGGCGGUACGAUGCCACACCGGCUCGGACGCCGGCCGGAGACAAGCGCUCGCCAGCUCCAGGCCCGGCCGGCGCCUCCUCCGUCUCUCACAACAGCCGGUCCGAUCCCUACCGCUCUGCCUCCGCAGAAGACGAGUACUUUGCGCAGUACGACCAGGUCCAGCCCGCCAUGGACAACCACGACCCGGACGAGGAGGCCGCCGCCGCCGCAGCACACGUCAUUCCGCCCCUCGGCAUGGGCACCACCUCCACGGCCGGCCCAGCAGCAGCAUCAGCAUCAGCAGGCGCCAAUGGCACCCUCGCCCACCCCCGGCCCAGCGAGCCGACCCAGCGCUCCGGCCUCCUGCUGCCCACCAACCCGGCCGACGACGACGGCGAGCCCGCCGCCGCUCGGCUCCUCCACCCGCGCCCAGACUCGAGCGCCAGCUCCAACGGCUCGCACACCGUCGCCCGCCUCGAGGAGACGGCCGGCCGGCGCGAGGCCAGCGAGUUCGGCGUCAAGCAGCACGUCUCCCGCAGCAUCAGGAGCCUGUACAUGCUGUCCCGCGCCUCGGGCAUCGACCGCGACGAGUUUGAGCGCAUCGUCAAGACGGAGCUCGACGUCCUCGGCAUGAUGGAGGAUGAGGACUGAAACACUGUCCGUCCGUCCGAUCUGAUCUGAUCUGAUCUGUUCCCCCUUGCGCGCCCAUCGGCGCGCUCCCUCUUCCCUCCUCCCUCCUCCCCAUCCAUACAUCCAUAUAUCCACGCUUUUCCCCAUCUCAUCACCUCAUCCAUCAUCCAAGUUUACCGUAUCGCCUCCAGCACCCCUUCUCAUGGCGUAGCUCCUGCAUGUUGUAUCCGGCACGGUUGGCAGACAAUGAAUGGAGGGAAACAGGCAUGAAGCAUAUCAAUUUUUUUAUUUAUACCAGUCCGCACAGGGUGAGGGACGGGCAUUGCACAAGCACGGCGUCUUGUUGGGCAUUUUUCUGGAUUUUCUGCAUUUGGGGUCUGAAACUUGGACUUUGUAUCAGCAUCAUUGCAUUGGAAAGGGGAGUCUUGGGCGACCUCGCCACACCGUAUGCCGCUCAUCUGGCCUGUUCAUACGCAGUAGCCAACCAUAGCGGUACUAGUAAUAGUAUCAUUUGCCUACCAUCUACCUGUCAAAGCAGCAACAAUGCAGCAGACUGUCACCGGCAGCCAUUUGUGCAUCUCGUGCAAGCGCGAAACGCCGCUGUUGAAACAGGGCCGUUGGUGGAAUAGCGUUCCUCAGG
Purpureocillium takamizusanense is the source of this 2377-nucleotide messenger RNA. RefSeq lists its product as uncharacterized. The record is from RefSeq and is a predicted model, not a curated record. The transcript has a single exon. The coding region runs from base 457 to 1758 and encodes 433 amino acids. NCBI's taxonomy places the organism in Eukaryota, Fungi, Ascomycota, Sordariomycetes, Hypocreales, Ophiocordycipitaceae.